GUGUAGAAGUUCAAGGUGUCCUCAAGACGAAGAGCAGGAAACUGUGUUAAUGUAAACAGUGUAUCGCUGUCGUAUAAGUGAUUUGAUCAGUGACAGAUAUUCAUCGAAGAUGAAUCACAGACUUGCUUUCGUCGUUGCGAUAUUUUUUUUCUGUGGAGUAGGUUGUGUAGAUAUUAAAAAAGUUGAGAGCAUCAUUAGCCAAAGGGUCGAAAAUGACACGGAGGCUGCCUCGACAGAAUUUCCCACAGGAAAAGGACGAUCUUCCAGAAUGAUUUAUGCCGAGUUGGUUUCUUGUGCGGUUCGGUAUGACACAUCGUGUUUAGUUGAUGUUGCAGAGGACUACUUGGAGGUACAGAGGCAGGAGCUUUUGGCUCAGGCCGACGCCCAAGUCUCGGCUUCCGGGCGUGCUAAUCCGGAUAACUCCCCAUCUCAUCUUGCUAAAACGAUAGAAAAACUUCUGUCCGAGUUAGCUGGAAUGUUCAAGAGCGGAAUAUCCAGUUUUUUCAGAGAAGCAGCUGACGAUGAUGAAAUUGAUGAUGCGGACGAUAACAGCAUUGAUAAUGAAAAUAAAGACGACGAGAAAAAUAGUAGGGAUGUAGUAGAAUCGAGAGUAUUCCUUGACAAAAAGAAGAGGAAAAAGAAAGGAGGAAUAAAGAAAUUAUUCAGACUUGUCAGAGUAGGAAUCCUCGCUGGAGUAGUUAUUAUGAAGAUCGCCCUACUCAUCAAGAUCUUCGAAGCAGCCCUCAAGUUCAAACUACUCCUGGUAGGUGUCACCAGUUUAAUCUUGCAAAUCGUCAAGUUCUGGAUGGACUUCAAAGAGAAGAGGAAUGCUCACCAUGAUGAAGGUAUUGUUUACAAAAAUCCCUAUGAUGGUGGCUUAUCUGGGGCGGAAUGGGCUGGCCCUGGAUCGCCCGGCGGGGAGUAUCAUGCAAGAUCUGCCCCAUCUGUUCAGAACUAUGCUCAAAAUUUGGCGUAUUCGCAAUAUAUCAGAAAGUAAUCGAGAGUGAUCGAAAUCAAGAUGAAUGAAUAAUAUUGUUUAUAUUUAUUUUAUUUGUUAAGAGCACAUCAGAAAGGACGCACAUUAUGGUAACUUUCUAUUAUAUAUUUUCCAGAAAGAAAGCUGAAGGAGUUUACUCAUGUGAAUUGUUUGUCAAAAGUAAAGACGUUUCAGAAACUGAUAUAGGUAUUUUUGGCUGUUACUAGUAACUAUUAAUUAUUGAUGUUAUCAACAAAAGUCAAGAAAUCUUAAGUACUUUUAUCGAUCAAAUAAGUAUCUAUUUUAUUCGGUACGAUAUUAAAAAAGUGCCUGGAUAGUCAUAUAGUUUGGAGUAUAUCAGUUCGAUGUAAGAUUGGAAUUGUUUUACUCUCGGGUACUAUGGACACUACAGUUUUUUGACAGUGAAUGAAAUAUCGCAAGGAAGGAAUGGGAAAAAACUAUUAUUCGAACUCUGCAGUUGCUGCACAAUGUUUAUUCAUACGAAUAAAGAAGAAAGUGAGGAUUCUCAGACCUUACUUGUGAAACAGGCAUUUUCUGACAUUCGCAGAGCAGAUAUUUUGUUGAAAUAGUACUACUGUACACACCCCAGCAAGUUUUGAUUCUCAUGUAUGGAGCUCCGCCCCUAAUCAUACCCUGAAACUGCUGGAUUCCGCCCAGAAAAGUCCCAUCCGCUCGAUUGGAGACACGAACAUCACUUGCCAUCUUGAUAGCCUGGAACAUCGAAGAAAGGUUAGAGA
Messenger RNA from Leptinotarsa decemlineata (Colorado potato beetle), 1734 nucleotides. RefSeq lists its product as uncharacterized. NCBI's taxonomy places the organism in Eukaryota, Metazoa, Arthropoda, Insecta, Coleoptera, Chrysomelidae. The record is from RefSeq and is a predicted model, not a curated record.